Molecule: messenger RNA, 3726 nt
Organism: Planococcus citri (citrus mealybug)
Lineage: Eukaryota; Metazoa; Arthropoda; Insecta; Hemiptera; Pseudococcidae
Exons: 1
Coding region: 744-2879 (711 amino acids)
Molecular function (GO): protein binding
Source: RefSeq, a predicted model, not a curated record
CCUUCGAGAUCACGAGCACGCUAUUUUUCAAGCCGUCCGCUUCUUUCAACUGAUCAGUGGUUAAAUGUUCGUCAUCCAGGCGAUUCCAACAUUGUCGAGGUGUUCGCGCCGACAUCCGCGUAUUUUUUCAAACAAUUAAUUUCAUUCGAACGACGAAUUUUUUUAUUUAAUACUACCAAACGUUUCGAGAGUUGAUAUUUUUUUCACAAUAAUAUUUUUCAACUCGAGUUCGUGUUUUGUUGUUGGUUGAUUUUUUUACUGCGUCGUUAUUUUGAAAGUUUUUUUUUACGGUAUACUUAUUCGUGUUCGUGUUGUUUUUAUUGGUAAAAAUGCGAGUGCGUUGUAAGUUUUCGACGAGUUAAUGUGUCAAUAGUAUUAUAGAAAUAGUAAUUUGGUAAUAUCGCGUCGAUAUUGUAUUUUCUAUUCAAUUAUUCAAGAGUGACGCGACUUUGUACCUGAUUCUUUCCACCUGUGGUUUGUUGUGUCGCGACAAUUUGUUCGUAAAAAAAAUCCGAGUCGAGUUGCGGUGUUUUUUUUUCAUUCUACCUUAUACGAAGUGAACCGAAAUUUGUGAAGUGUUCGUUCCAAAGGCGGAAAAAAAAUUUGCGUGAAAAAUUGUGUGAUGUACGAAAGUGUCGUCGAAUUGGCGAAUUCGAUAAAUAGUUUCGGGUCGACUAGCGAUCUUCGGUCGUGGUGUUGGUCGAGAUCUUCGACGUAUGUAAAAAAAAUGCACGAGCAGAAAAAUGGUUUCGAUAAAAAUCGAUGAAAAAUCUCGCCGCGUAUUGUGCGUGGGUUCAUCGAGCGCAUCAUCGGCAAUAUCGAAUAUGCUUUCGGCGUUUUAUGCGAUGGUGCUGACGCUUGGUUUGGUUAGCGUUUCGGUUUCCGGUUCGGAUUUCUGUCCGGGUGUUUGCACGUGUAAAUGGCGCAGCGGUAAGCAGAGUGUCGAGUGUACUGAGAAAAACCUCAUCACUAUACCGGAGGGUAUCGAUACCGAGACCCAGUUGUUGGACAUAUCCGGUAAUAAUUUGCAAAUCCUGGCUAAGGAGACGUUCGUCAAGUUAUCGUUGCUGGAUUUGCAGAAAGUGUAUUUGCGAAAUUGCUCGAUCGGUCAGAUCGACGAUGGCGCUUUGAGCGGAUUGUCGAACGUGGUUGAUUUGGAUCUGUCGAAGAAUCUGAUCACUUCGAUACCGUCGUCGAUUUUCGAAGACGUGCCCAAUUUGAGGAAUAUCUCGCUGGCGAACAAUCCGAUCCAGAAAAUAGACCCUUUGGCGUUCCGAAAUGCUGGCUCGUUGACUAAGCUGGAUCUGUCGCAUUGCCAGAUUAAGACGAUAGCUCCUCGAGCUUUCGAAGGAGUCGAGUACCUCGAGCUGCUCAGACUGAACGAUAAUAAGUUGAGCGAGCUGAGGAUGAAGACGGUGGACUCGUUGAGCGGGCUGCACGGCAUCGAGUUGCACGACAACCCUUGGUACUGUGAUUGUAGUUUACGUAAGUUGAAAAUAUGGCUAGUGGAGAAAAACGUGCCGUAUCCGAUCGAUCCGGUCUGCUUGGGCGGGCCGACUCGCGUGCUCAAUAAAUCCUUCCAUCAACUGCACGCCGACGAUUUCGCCUGCAAGCCGGAGAUCAAGGUGAAGCCCGAGUACCGCUACGUGGACGGGGUAGCCGGAGGGAACGCUUCGAUCGCUUGCAAAGUCGUCUCGAUACCCAGAGCCACCAUCACCUGGCACUGGAACGGUCGAACUUUGGCUAACAACAGUAAUUUCAGCCCUUACCAACGCGUAGUCAUUCUCGAGACCGGAGACGUCGAACGUAAGAGUGUGCUGACCUUGGUCAAUGCCCAAGAAUCCGAUUCUAGUCAAUUCACGUGUAUAGCCGAGAACCAGGCGGGCCGAGCCGAGACCAAUUUCACGCUCAAAGUCAGCCAUCGUCUGAGCGGUUUCGCCAUCUUGAACAGCAGCUACACAGCCGGCAUCAGCGUCGUACUGAUCGUGAUCAUAUUCUCAAUACUGAGCGCCAUCGUCUAUCUUCUGUUCCGUAUCAAGAAGAUGCCUCCGGCUCGUCAAAUCAAACGAUCCAACGACGAGAUCAUCCCGAACGGUACCAUUUGCCAGUCGAACGAUAACAAAACUCUCACCAUCGAGCCAUCGGCCGAGAUCAAAAAAUCCUCAUACGCCAACUCGGUGGUGGUCGGAUCGGCUGCAGGAGGAGGAGGCCAUCACAUCGGAGGAGUCGGAGGUAUAGUCGGUAUCGUACCUUAUUCUCGAACCGAUACGACUCAAACGUUACCACGUCACGGUGAUUUAUCCUAUCGCACUGCCAUGUUCGACGAUUCGGCCUUCAAGUCUGCAGGAGGCGGAGGUGCUGCCUACAACCAGCAGACCUCGAAUCCGGACCUGAUAGCCGAUACCCGCUACCAGGACGGUAUCGAAGCGCAGCACGUAGCCGGAGGUCAAUACACCCGAGCUAACGAUAUCCUCUACCCGUCUAGUCUGUGGAAUCAAAACGAAAUUCAGCAGUUUUUCGCCACCAACAACAAAACUUCCAGCUCGUCCGAUUUCCGCGGUUUCGAUACCAACGACAAAACGCCCAUUAUCGAGGAAGUAUCGUCGUCGUCGUUCUACGACAACAACACCUGCAGCUCGUCAGAUAAGCAGCGUGCACCCAAAGACUGCAACGAGUUCCCGACAACCUCUAGUCCGCCUGAGUCCAGCUCCAUACCUGGCUUCAACAGCUAUCCGCACACCAAUCCGCCCAACGCCAAGACCAUACGCGUGUGGCAGAAAGGCGUCCAAGUGCUGCCCCCGGUUACCACGCUUAAAAGGGUCUUGAUACGAGCAUCGCCCGAUGAAGGUUACCUAGAUGGUUGUGGAACGGACGUAUAAACGAAAUGUAUGUAAAUAUCAUCAUCUCUCUAUAUUCUUUUUCCCCCUCUCUUUUUAUUUCGGUUUUUUUCUCUCUCUUUUUUUUUCGUAAUACGCUAAUUAUUUAUAAACAACGUAAAUCUACCCUACCGUGUGUAUUUUAUCAAUUUUUUUCUCAUCCCCAUCCCCCCCAAGUCGUCGUGUUUAUUUUGUUUUUUGUUUUAUUCUUUUCUCAUUUCUUUCCUUUCAUUUUUUUCUAAUCGUCUAAAAAUUUUGUAUUAUUUUAUUUUAUUAUUUUCGAAUAACGUUUUAUUCGGCAUUUUUUUUUUAUUUUCGUGUUUUUUUUUUUUGUUUAUUGUAUACCUUUUUUUUGUGUCUCUUUAUAGUUUAUUAUGCAUAGAUAUUCGUGUUUUGAAGAGAGAUAAUUUUUAUCAUUAUGUUAUGUUUCGUUUUUUUUUCUUUAUUCAAGGCGUAAUUUUUUUUUCAUCUGUGUUAACGUUAUUCGUCUUCGUAUCUCCCUCUCAUUGAAAAAAAAAAAAUGAGUAAGUACUCGUGGAAAUUAUUUAAAAGAAAAAAAUAUACAUAUAUUAAAAGACGACAUUUUAUCGAUUUUUUUUCGUACCUUUUGCGUUUAUGUCGUAAUUUUUAUUUUUCCUGCUUUUUUUUAUCGUUAUGAAUUUCGUAACAUGUUCGACGUUUUCAAGUUCCUUGAAAAAAUUACGCCUUUAUCAUACGGGUUUUCUUUUUCUUUUCUUUUCUUUUUUUAUUCGUAACAAUUUUUACUUGUAAAUACGAUAUUCGGUAUUUGUUUAACUGAAAAAAUUGUGAUAUAAUUUUGUAUGUCAUUAAACCUUUUAUCAAUGUUUAA